AAUGGCGGACUGCAGAAAAUUCAUCAAAAUCCUCCUCCUUUGGAUUGUCUUCAUGUCAUUUUUCACUGAGAAUACAGCGUUUUGGGAUCGCCGGCGGCGACGACGGCGUAGUCCACCACCACCACCACCUCCAGAUACCACGAGACCAAGUUUCACCUACUGCCCUGGGAAUCUUGGAAAUCAGUACACAACAACAGCGUCUAAGGCAGUGUCUUGGAGUACACCAAGGGCUACGGACAAUAGUGGAUCUGUUACAGUUUCAAUCGUCAUUGGAUUUAACGUUGAAUCUAAUGUGAUCGUGGGCGAAGGUCAGGAUGACUAUGAUGCAGCCUAG
Molecule: messenger RNA, 334 nt
Organism: Strongylocentrotus purpuratus (purple sea urchin)
Lineage: Eukaryota; Metazoa; Echinodermata; Echinoidea; Camarodonta; Strongylocentrotidae
Exons: 4
Coding region: 2-334 (110 amino acids)
Source: RefSeq, a predicted model, not a curated record